Molecule: messenger RNA, 1676 nt
Organism: Nestor notabilis (Kea)
Lineage: Eukaryota; Metazoa; Chordata; Aves; Psittaciformes; Psittacidae
Gene: SNX17
Product: sorting nexin 17
Exons: 14
Biological process (GO): signal transduction; intracellular protein transport
Cellular component (GO): early endosome
Molecular function (GO): phosphatidylinositol binding
Source: RefSeq, a predicted model, not a curated record
GAGCAUCGCCUCCUCCUGGGCUGUGGGCCUGCCAGGGCUUCGUCCUGGGUUAGCCUGUGGAUCUGGUGGAUUCUGGUGUCUAACUGGUGUCUCUCCCCACAGGCCUACAACAUCCACGUGAAUGGGGUGUUGCACUGCCGAGUGCGUUACAGCCAGCUCUUGGGGCUGCAUGAGCAGUUAAGGAAAGAGUAUGGCGCUAAUGUGGUCCCAGCCUUUCCCCCAAAGAAGAUCUUCACACUCACCCCAGCAGAGGUGGAGCAACGACGGGAACAGCUGGAGAAAUACAUGCAGGCGGGUAAGCUCAGGGACCCGACACUUGGAGGGAGUGAGACCUUCAACAGCUUCCUGCGCAAAGCCCAGCAGGAGACGCAGCAGAUACCCACAGAGGAGGUGGUGCUGGAAGUGCUGCUUUCCAAUGGCCAGAAGGUCAAGGUCACCAUCCUUACCUCGGACCAGACAGAAGAUGUCCUUGAGGCUGUUGCCUCCAAGCUGGAUCUGCCAGAUGACCUGGUUGGCUACUUCAGCCUCUUCCUAGUGAGAGAGACCAAGGAUGGAGCUUUCUCCUUCGUGCGGAAGCUGCAGGAGUUCGAGCUGCCCUACGUGUCCGUCACCAGCCUGCACAACCCCGAGUUCAGGAUCAUCCUGCGCAAGAGCUACUGGGACUCCUCCUAUGAUGACGAUGUAAUGGAGCAUCGUGUGGGGUUGAACUUGCUGUAUGCACAGACGGUGUCAGACAUUGAGCAUGGAUGGAUCCUUGUCAACAAGGAACAGCACCGGCAGCUGAAGUCCCUGCAGGAAAAAGUCUCCAAGAAGGAGUUCAUCCGCCUGGCCCAGACCCUCAAGUACUAUGGCUAUCUCAAGUUUGACCCCUGCAUCACUGACUUCCCGGAGAAGGGAUGCCAUGUAGUCGUCAGUGCUGGCAACAAUGAGCUCAACUUCCAGGUGCGGCUGCCCAAUGAGCAGAUCAAGGAAGGCAGCUUCAAGGUCACACGCAUGCGGUGCUGGCGGGUCACAUCCUCGGUGCCGAUGAGCAAUGGUCCCUUGGGGAGCAGCCCGGGGAAGUCUGAGGUGAAGCUGGAGCUGGCUUUUGAGUAUCUAAUGAGCAAGGACCGGCUGCAGUGGGUCACCAUCACCAGUCCACAGGCCAUCAUGCUGAGCAUCUGCCUGCAGUCCAUGGUGGAUGAGUUGAUGGUGAAGAAGUCUGGAGGCAGCAUCAGGAAGAUGUUUCGCCGGCGCAUGAAUGGAGCCCUGCGGCGCUCGGACAGCCAGCAAGCUGUGAAAUCCCCCCCGCUGCUGGACUCACCUGAUGCCUCCAGGGAGCCAAUGGCCAAACUCUCGAGCAAGCUCACCUCUGUCAGCCUGCGAGGGAUCAGCCACUCCAGUUCUGCUAAUGAUGUGGGCGCUAAUGACUUCCAUGGCAAUUAUGCCUUUGAGGGCAUUGGCGAUGAAGAUCUGUAGUGCCCCCCUUCCUAGGACAGCACCCACCGAGGGUCUUCGCUGAGGAAUGUACGACCUGCAGACAGGUUGCAAUCAACGUGCCUCUCACCUGCUACAUCCACCUUUCCCUGCUCCCGUGGGCUGGGGAGCAAACCCCCAGCCCUCCGCUGCCUUUGGGAUGGGGGCAGCUGAACCCCUCCUGCUGCUGGCUCCAGCUGGGAGAGGGCCUGUUCCCAGGG